Messenger RNA from Penicilliopsis zonata CBS 506.65, 1918 nucleotides. RefSeq lists its product as hypothetical. Gene Ontology annotation, molecular function: oxidoreductase activity. The transcript has a single exon. Lineage: Eukaryota; Fungi; Ascomycota; Eurotiomycetes; Eurotiales; Aspergillaceae. The record is from RefSeq and is a predicted model, not a curated record. The coding region runs from base 454 to 1443 and encodes 329 amino acids.
CUCGGAUAAACACGUUGAUAGAUGCCGAACUAGGUACUAGAUCUAAAGACUAGGGUCCACAAACGUAAGAAUCAGGAGGAGUUCCAGGCGAGGUAGAGUACAAGAUUAAGAUGAAGAAGGUAUACGAAGUUGGAGAACAGCAGGCGAUGUCGAGCAAACAUCUCAAACAAGACAAACAGCUUACUCCGUAUCCCCGGCUAUCUCCGCGCACUUUGCAUGGUUUUGCAUCGGUCAAUACGACAGCAUGUGUAGAUACAAACAUCUCAAACAAGAUAAACAGCUUACUCCAUAUCCCCCGGCUAUCUCUGCGCACUUUGCAUGGUUUGCAUCGGUGUAGAUGCAAACAUACUAUGCCCAAGUAUUUAAAGCGUAGAUUCGGCGUUCAAGGAUAAGAAUAUCCACAGAACCAUAAAGAUUGUAUUCUCUUCAAUUGACGAACCGGAAAAAAAAAUCAUGUCUAUGACAGCUGUCGUGAUCCGCACUGCUGGUGGUCCUGAAGUGCUCAAACUCGAGCGUCUCCCCAUACCCACCGUCAAAUCCGAGCAUGUGCUUAUUCGCAUCAAGGCCUUUGGUCUCAACCGCUCAGACCUCUUCAUACGCCAAGGCCAUUCCCUCGGCGUCACAAGCGUCGCAUUUCCUCGGGUGCUGGGGAUUGAAGCCGUUGGCGUGAUCGAGUCGGCCCCAGGGCUGGAGGACCGGUUCCCGCCAGGAGCAAAAGUCGCAACUGCAAUGGGAGGGAUGGGGCGUGCAUUCGACGGUGGAUAUGCCGAAUACACCUCUGUUCCAGCCAAGCAAGUCCAAGUGCUGGAUACGACUCUCCCCUGGGAAGUACUGGGUGCGCUGCCGGAAAUGUUGCAGACGGCCUGGGGAUCGUUGAUGAAAGCGCUUGAACUUGAGGAGGGAGACCGCCUAUUGAUACGAGGCGGCACAACCUCGGUGGGACUGACAGCCGCGGCAAUUGCGAAGAACAAGGGGGCGUUCGUGGCAUCGACCACGAGGAAAGUGGAGAGAGAGGCAUUGCUCAAGGAAAACGGGGCAGAUGAAGUCUGGAUCGAGGAUGGAGAUAUCGCGGGCCAGCUAGAGAAGAGCGCGCAUGAAAAGUUCGACAAAGUGUUGGAACUGGUUGGCACAAUUACCCUCAAGGACUCACUUCGAUGCGUCAAGAAGGGAGGGAUAGUCUGUCUGACCGGGGUCGUCGGGAACGAGUGGACGAUGGAGAGAAUCAACCCCAUGCAGUUGAUUCCAUCGCAGACAAAGCUGACGAUUUAUGGUGGAAGCGACGCAAACUUCAUGACCACUCCUCUUCCAGAUCUGAUCAAACAGGUAGAAGAGAACCGGUUAAAAAUCAAAGUCGGCCGCGUUUUCCACAUGGAACAGAUUGUGGAAGCCCACCAAUGUAUGGAAGAUAACGCUGCCGGAGGAAAGGUUGUUGUUUUGGUCUAAAAUAUUGCACAUAUAGGAUUAUUAAUAAACAUCCCUCCUCUUGAAUAUCCGCGCGAAGUAACUGUGAGGUAGGAAAGCUUGUGUAAAAAAACAAGAUUAACCCUUUCUAGCUAAAGAUGAAUACUUGCGUGGGUCCCGGCGGCGAGAAGUUUUUGCUUGCGUACCACGCUCUAGGACAAGUACCAAGUCCUCUUGAUUUUUAAAGCCAUCAUAGAAAGCCAUCAAAUCAUCUUCAUGCCUCGUUCGGUGCGAAGGAUGUUUUUCGGUCCCCUGGUAGACUGGUCGCGAAAGGGUUCGAGAGAGUUCACUCGGAGCAUCUACUGGUCUAUAUGUGACCGCAGCCCUGGAGAUCGUACUCGAUGCUUCAAAGGGUGUGUCGGCACCCGGGAGGCUUCCGUCUUCUGAUUCAGACUCGGACGCGGGAUCUGGGUUGGUGACUAUCCAUGGGGCGCCUCUAUUGACAUACCUUCCGCUG